Molecule: messenger RNA, 782 nt
Organism: Fusarium oxysporum Fo47
Lineage: Eukaryota; Fungi; Ascomycota; Sordariomycetes; Hypocreales; Nectriaceae
Product: SDR family NAD(P)-dependent oxidoreductase
Exons: 2
Coding region: 24-761 (245 amino acids)
Molecular function (GO): oxidoreductase activity
Source: RefSeq, a predicted model, not a curated record
GCAAUGGCAGGGCGAUAUCAAUCAUGUUGGCCAAUGAGGGCUGCAAUGUCAUAUGCCUUGAUAUGGAUUUAGAAUGGGCAACAAAGACGGCCGAUAUGGCCAACCAAAGCUCAGCUUCCAAAAAGGCGAUACCGGCACAAGGAAAUGUCACAGAUGCAGACGAUUGUGAGAAGGCUGUUGCCCUGGCAUUGGAAGAAUUCGGUCGCUUGGAUAUUCUUGUCAAUAAUGUCGGCAUAGCAGGCGCUUCGGGGACAGCCAUUGACGUGGAUAUGGCCAAGUGGACGAUGGGUCUCGAGGUCAAUGUUUCAAGCAUGGUUUUGAUGGCAAAGUAUGCUAUACCAGCAAUGACCAAGAACGAUGGUGAGAUCAAAGGAUCUAUCGUCAAUAUGGGGAGUGUAGCCGGCUUGAAGGGCGGUACACCUCAUUUGCUCUAUCCAACCGCCAAAGGAGCAGUGGUCAAUAUGACCAGAGCGAUGGCCGCUCACCACGCCAAAGACGGUAUCAGAGUGAACUGUGUCUGUCCUGGAAUGCUUUAUACCCCGAUGAUGUAUGCUAAGGGCAUGUCAGAAGAGGCCAGGGAAGCGAGGAAGGCGAGGAGUCUACUUGGGACUGAAGGUACAGCAUGGGAUGCUGCUUGUGCUGUCGUGUUUCUGGCGAGUAACCAUGCAAGAUGGAUCACGGGAGCUAUUCUACCAGUUGAUGCUGGAACAACUGCUGCCGUUGGAACUAGCUUGCCUGCUGGCGCAAGCGUUAAUGGUUGAGAUAGAUUACCACAUACCUAC